GCGGUGUCUGCGGGCACCUUGCGGGCACCGGGGCGGGCGCUCCGUGAGCCCCGGGCCAGCAGGAGCCCGGGCGGGCACGGCCGGGGCCGGGGCAGCCGCGGUGCCCCGGGGGACGAGGCGCGGCCGCGGUGUCCCCGCCGAGCCGGCGCUCGGCCCGCGCCGAUUCCGGGAGCCCCCGGCCCGCGGCCGCGCCCCGGUAGGGCCGUGAUUGGCCGGUGCCCUCCCCGUAUGCAAAGCACCGGGGGAAUGACAUUCCUCCGCACGCCUCCGCAGCCCCGACUCGCUCCCGGCCACCUCCAGGCAGCCCGGCGGCCGCGGGCCGGGAGCGCUCCCGCCGCGCAUCCCGGCAGGAAUUCUCCUUCCCCACGGGAAGCGCCCGCCGCUCCCGCCCUGCGAACGCGCCGAGCCCGGCCCGGAGCCGCUCUCCAAAUCCGCCCGGCUACUUCGGGGCUCGAUCCGUGCUUGCGCCUCUCCUGCUCGUUCUGCGGAAGGAAAGAUCCCGCCCGUCCCAAAGCAGCGAUUUCGCUGAGCGCGGUCGUUUUUUGGGGUGUUUGGGGUUUUUUUUCGCUUUUUCAGUUUUUCUUUUUCUGCUUGCCGCCGGCGGCUCUGGGUCUCGGUGUGCGCGGCGGGCUCCGUCCCGCAGGACGAGAGGGAGAAAAGCGGCGUGUGCCAGAGCAGCCCUCCACCUGCCGCGGUUCCAAUCUUGUUAAGCAGCCGGUUCCUGUGGCCGAAUUAGAGGAAGACUGUCUGAGAUACUGAAAAAAAAAAACCAGAAUUGGCAACGAGCGCCGGAGUUGUUGCAGACUGUUGGUUUGACUGCUGAGGAGGACGGGAGCGGGAGAGAGAGAGCGCUGUUGCACACACAAAACCACAGAGAGAACCCACAAUUUAACCAACAUCCCCAGCCCCGCGUUCGCAGCUCUUGGACCUCUCAGCUCGGCGCUUGCGAUCGGCUCUGACUUUUCCUUAAGUUAAUGAAAAGCCUUGUACCAAAGACAGAGGUUUGAAGCUUAAAGCCACGCAGCGAGCUUUUCCUUUUUUUCUUUUUUUCUUUUAUUUUUUUCCUUUUUGCGCAAGAAUGACUGAAAGGUCAUGACACGAGCGCUCGUAGAGCAACUCCAAGCGAACUACUGAAGCUCAUUUUCAAGGCUGCUUUAAAAAAAAAGAGAGAAGGAAAAAAAAAAAGAGAUAAAAAGCAAAUCUGGCGGAGAACAUUAAUGGAUUCCUGUUGUGUUUAAAUUCUCUACAGAUUCAGUUGUAAAUAUUUGAUGAAGUCCGGUAGCUGUGCGUGUGCGUGAGUGUGUGGCCGUGAAUUCCUGCCCGGUGGUGGCCGGCUGCCCUUGGCGAUCCGCCUCCUCUGAGGAGCAACCCCUCGUUCCCCUCCAAGGGCGAGUUUUGCCUCCGGAAGACGCCGGCGCGUUUUGGUUUCUCUUGGGAGCGGGUAGAAAUCACCUGGAAGGAGCCGGGGGUCAGCGCAGGCUCCGGUGCUCGCUCGCCUCCCUUUUCUCGCUUUUUCCCGGGACUUUGGGAUGAGCUCCGGCCCCGCGCACUUCCCGCGUCCCGCCCGCGCUAAAGCCGCGCCCGCACGACCCUCGCGCUUAUCGGAUUAACGGGAUCUGUUCCGCCCGGCCGCGAAGCCCAGAGUUGAGGCUUUAACCAAAAAAAAAGAGAAUUAACUCGGGGGGGAGCCUGGCGCAGGAGCAGCCUCAGCCCGCGCCCGUUUAUGUUGGUCCCCAGAGAGCGGCUCGCCGAGGAGUCGCGCUCUGUAGGAACUCAGCGGAGGUGUUGUGUGGCUCUAAAGGCUUGUUGUGAUGCGUAUCCCCGUAGAUACCAGCACCAGCCGCCGCUUCACGCCGCCCUCCACCACGCUGAGCCCGGGGAAGAUGAGCGAGCCGCUGGCGCUGCCCGGCGCCGAGCACGGCGGGGCUUUGCCGGGGAAGCUGCGCGGCGCCGACCGCAGCAUGGUGGAGGUCCUGGCGGAUCACCCCGGGGAGCUGGUGCGCACCGACAGCCCCAACUUCCUCUGCUCCGUGCUGCCCACGCACUGGCGCUGCAACAAGACGCUGCCCAUCGCCUUCAAGGUGGUGGCCCUGGGGGAUGUCCCCGACGGGACCCUGGUGACGGUGAUGGCCGGGAAUGACGAGAACUACUCGGCGGAGCUGCGCAACGCCACGGCCGCCAUGAAGAACCAGGUGGCGCGGUUCAACGACCUGCGCUUCGUGGGCAGGAGCGGCAGAGGGAAAAGCUUCACUCUGACCAUCACAGUCUUCACAAAUCCUCCCCAAGUAGCCACGUACCACAGAGCCAUCAAGAUCACGGUGGAUGGACCUCGGGAACCCCGAAGACAUCGUCAGAAAAUAGAUGAGCAGACAAAGCCCGGCAGCUUGUCCUUUUCCGAGCGCCUGAGUGAGCUGGAGCAGUUGCGUCGCACGGCCAUGAGGGUCAGCCCACACCACCCAGCCCCCACACCCAACCCUCGAGCCUCCUUGAACCACAGCACAGCUUUUAACCCUCAGCCUCAGAGUCAGAUUCAGGACGGCCGGCAGGUGCAGCCCUCGCCGCCCUGGUCCUACGAGCAGCCGUACCAGUACCUGGGCUCCAUCGCGGCGCCCGCCGUGCACCCCGCGACGCCCAUCUCGCCCGGCCGCGCCGGCGGCGUCACCGCGCUCACCGCGGAGCUCUCCAGCCGCCUCUCGGGCGCGUCGGACCUGACGGCGUUCAGCGACCCCCGGGUGGGCAUCGACCGCUCCUUCCCGGCGCUGCCGUCCAUCUCCGACCCCCGCAUGCACUACCCGGGCGCCUUCACCUACGCGCCCACGCCCGUCAGCUCCGGCAUCGGCAUCGGCAUGUCGGCCAUGUCCACGGCCUCGCGCUACCACACGUACCUGCCGCCGCCCUACCCCGGCUCCUCGCAGGCGCAGGGCGGCCCCUUCCAGGCUGGCUCCCCCUCCUACCACCUCUACUACGGCACCUCGGCCGGCUCCUACCAGUUCUCCAUGAUCUCGGGCGGGGAGCGCUCGCCGCCGCGCAUCCACCCGCCCUGCACCAACGCCUCCACGGGCUCGGCGCUGCUCAACCCCAGCCUGCCCGGCCAGAGCGACGUGGUGGAGGCCGAGGGCAGCCACAGCAACUCGCCCACCAACAUGGCCAGCACGGCCAGGCUGGAGGAGGCCGUGUGGAGGCCCUACUGAGGGGACGGGGACGAGCUCCGGGGUCAGGACCGACGGGUUCCCGCUCUGGGAAAACUUCCCUGCCGCGUUCAUCCACGAGUUUGAGGAGCGAACCCUUCCGAAGCCGGCGCUCCCAGGGCCUGGUGGAGCCACGUGGAGCAUUCCCGGCGGGAGAACGAGCUUCUGGAAGGGAGGGCGGCCCAGCUGAAGGUAGCGAGGGUGGCUGGAAGGGAGUCCAGCCUGAUUCCAGGCCCGUGGCUUCCCAACGUGCCUGGGCUUGAAGGUCUCCGCAGCCCUGAAAGAGAGUUUCGGUUCAAUUCUAUUUUUAAGACUUAAAACCUUCCAAAAAAAAAAUCUUAAAAAAAAAAAAAUCCCCCGUAAAACCAAAAAUUAAUCUUGGCGAGUUUACUGCAUCUUAUGGACGUCUUAAGUGUAAGGAAGUAUAGGAAGAUUCCCUGAGGGAAACUGUGAACGCUUCUGUUUUAGCAAUGCUGUGAAUGAGAGGUUUUAUAUGUUGGACUUCAUUCUUUCUUUUCUUUGUUUUGUUUGUAUAUUCCAAAGGAUAUGGAAUUUUUUUAUUACUGGGGUUUUUUUUUGUUUUGGGUUUAGUUUUUUUGGUGUUUUUCGGUUUGGUUUGGUUUUUUUUAGGAUGCAGCUCAUCCUGCUUUGCAUCUAAUUUGUUUUAUUUCUCUUGGCACCUUAAAAGUUGCAAAAAAAAAAAAGAUUUUGCUCUUUUUUUUUGUUUUAAUCAUGCUUGCUUCUUUCUUGCUUUGUCAACUGAAAGAAUCAGCCCCCUUUUCAAUGAGUUAAUUUAACGUUUUAUCUCUUGGAUUUUAUUUUUUUUUUUUAACACAACGGCUACAGCCUUGGGUCAUUUUCAACUACUGUAUUUCUUUGAUGAGUUCAUUGAUAUUUAUGCUUGAUAUUUAGACUUUUCUUAUUUGUUGAUACUAUUAUUAUUUAAAUAUGCCUAUAUUAAAAAGAAGAUAUCAGCAAUUGCCUUUACUUGGUAGCAGCCAAAGUCAAAUUCCUCACAUUGAAAAAGGCUGGAAUAACGAUGGGCAAAAGUGACCUCCUAAUUCCCUAAAAAUAUUGUUUACAAUGAUCUCACUCUCAUUUUACUCAGCUCAGAUCCUCAAAGGCAUUGAGGUGCCCAAUUCCUGCUGGAAGGCACCAAAAUCCCUGGGAAUUCCUGUGCCUUUCCAAGGGUGGGCUCAUCUCUCCCUCCUCCUUCUUUGUGGUAACAAAGGAUCAGGAUCAGGAUCAGGAUCAGGAUCAGGAUCAGGAUCAGGAUCAGGAUCAGGAUCGGGCUGUAGAUACUUCCUAAGGCAAAUUGAAUAUUCCCUAAUUAAAUACCUGCCCACUGCAGGGACAGGAGCCAGGGAAUGGCUUCCAGUGCCAGAGGGCAGGGCUGGAUGGGAUCUUGGAAAUCAGGAAUUGUUCCCUGGCAGGGUGGGCAGGCCCUGGAAUAGAAUUCCCAGAGCAGCUGUGGCUGCCCCUGGAUCCCUGGCAGUGCCCAAGGCCAGGCUGGAGCAGCCUGGGACAGUGGAACGUGUCCCUGCCCGUGGCAAUUUUGGUGGAUGAGCUUUGAGAUCCCUUCCAACCCAAGCCAUUCCCUGGUUCUGUGAUUCCCGUGGCGAGGGGAAAUCCUGGCUCUGACGGAAUCUGGGUUUGCUCCCAGGAUUUCUGUGCAGCACAAAAUCCACGUCCCAGUCCCCUGGCAAACAGAUCCCCGCCUGCACAGGGCUCACGCUCACCUGGAAAGCUCCAGAAAAGCCAGGGCCUGGCCAAUCCUUCCAUUUCCAUCUCCUGGGAGGAGAGGAGGGCUGUGGAAAGUUGGUGCAGCCAAUGUUGCGCCCUGUAGUAAAUCUACAAGGCUUUUACUACGAGCAGGCUCAGCACGGAGCCGUCACCGCCGCCCGUCCGUGUCCCAGCACAAACAUAUCAGAUGUCACUGUAACGUUUUUGGCACUAUUUUAUUGAGGGCUUGCUCUGAACGCAGCUCUUGUACUACUCCUGAACUCCAGACUGCUGAUGUUGACACGUGUGCGUCCCAAAUGAGCUGACUGUUAUUUAAUGUAUCUCUCAAACCAGAGAAACAAUUGCAGGUCAGCUCAGAGGGUAUUUGAAAGCAGGGCUUCAGAUCAGUGUUUGAUGCUUAAAAAAAAAGAAAAAAAAAAAAAAAGUUAAAAGGAUUCAAAAUUAAAAAGAUCCUUGGCUGCAGGCAGCAAAACAGCUGGACUUAUUUAAAACCAUUUGUUUUUCGAGUUUUCUCUUUUUUAUAUAUAUAUAUGAUUUUGCUUCUUUGUUUCGUUUGGAUGCAGUAGCACUUUGGUAUUGAAAAGAAGAAUUUCCAUUGUCAAUAAGGUCGUUUUUGUGCAGAAAAUAGGGAGUGUUUCAAGAGAUCUCAGCAAAAGCCCAGAAUGUUCCUGUUAAAACACAUGGCCUCGUGCUUUUCAUUUAAUGGAAUAUCCUUUAUAAUCUUCCAGGGUUUGCUCUGAAAAAGGACAGAAAAUGUCCAGAUUCUAUCAGAAAUAUAUUUUGAAAGUCUGGAGACCCUGCUGAAUACAGAAAGAGAGAGACCCCCAUGGUUGUAGCAUUUCCACAGUUGGACUCUCACCUCUUCAGUACCCUAAAAAAAAGAAGUCCCACAUCACUGAGCAGUAGCUCUGCUGCAGAAUCCAUUCGGCACAUUCUGUGCAAUUCAAGCCCUAAUUGAUUACAGCUCUCAAUUAAAAUGGUAAUUGAUUACAGCUCUCACAUCUGCCUUGUGACUGGACCACCAACGUGCACGGAGCUGGGAGAGGAAACACAGCAAGGAGAGGAGCUUGGAGGAGCCAGGAAGGGCCAGGUGACCUGGAGAGGGAAUUUUAACAAAAGCACGGAGUGACAGGACAAGGGGGAUGGUGUUAAGAUGAAGGAGGGCAGGGUUAGAUGAGAAAUUUGGAAUAAACUCAUCCCUGUGAAAUUUGUGAGGCCCUGGCACAGGGUGCCCAGAGAGGUUGUGGAUUCCCCAUCCCUGGCAGUGCCCAAGGCCAGGCUGGACACUGGGGCUGGAGCAGCCUGGGACAGUGGGAGGUGUCCCUGCCACGGCAGGGGUGGCACUGGGUGGGCUCUGAGGUCCCUUCCAACCCCAACCAUUCCAGGAUUUGAUGAUUCCAUGAGUUCAGCCCGGUGGCAGAAGUGAGGUCAGUGUGGUCACCAAGGUGAGGUCAGUGUGGUCACCAAGGUGAGGUCAGGUCAGUGUGGUCACCAAGGUGAGGUCAGUGUGGUCACCAAGGUGAGGUCAGUGUGGUCACCAAGGUGAGGUCAGUGUGGUCACCAAGGUGAGGUCAGGUCAGUGUGGUCACCAAGGUGAGGUCGGUGUGGUCACCACAUUCCCAGGCCUGGGGGACACCACAACCUCCCUUCUGUUCAGCCCUUUGAGCCCCCAGAAUUCAAACCCACCCACCCUGGAAGCUAAAAAAUCAGGGAUUCACAGGAACAGGGAGUUGGGAACUCUCAGAGCCUAAAUCAAACAUCUCUUAUGUCUGUGCCUCUCCUUUGUCUCCACCCAUCCUAAAGGUGAGGUUUAAUUUGGCUCUCCCUGCUGUGGACGGGGUGAGGAAAUACAGAACUGGUCACCACCACGUUUCCCUGUGUCCUUAAUGACACUUUUCUGGGAUUUCCCCAUGUUUCCCAUGUUUUUAUUGCCAGCAGCCAAAUUUUGGAGCCCAGCCUCUCUGGGUAGGUCCAGCGCUGCAAAGGAAAAGAAAAGCCAGGCUCAUUAUCCCUGGCAAUUAAUCAGUUUAAUCCCUGUGGGUUUCAGUGUAUCCAUCAGAAACCACAGUUUCCUCAAAUAUUUGGUUUUGUAGCCAUCACUAAAGAUGGCAAGGCUGUGAAAAUGCUCUUCUGUCUUUCCUCUUGUAUUUAAGAGCACUUAUCAGGCAGAAAAAAACACAUUUGGAUAAAACAUUUCCCCCCAUCCCCAUCUCCAAAUUCGAGUGUGUAAGUAUCUAUUUUUAUAUGGAUAUAAUAUGUAUAUAUUUAUAUCAUUUUAUCAUCCCAGGAGCUGAAUAGAAUCAGAAAAAUAGAUUUUUUUGUGCUUCUGCUCUGGAGCUGCAGUCAGCAGAGUGCUUUAGGUACCUCAUCCUCCCAAAAUCCAGCUCCUGGCUGUCCUUCCUCUCAACUUGGAUGCUCCUUUCACAACUCCUUGUCCAUGUCAAACACCUCCAACGUAAAUUUUGCUGCCUCUGAGGACAAUAUUUCCCUUUCCAACCUCAUUUGAGCUCAUUGAAGAGUUCCUGCUCACUCCAAGGGCAUUGGAGAGGAGCUUUGGUGCAGGGAGAAGAGGAUGCAGAGAGCACCCCUGCUCUGAAGGGUUUGAUUUGUAGAAAGAUGCCAAAUUCUCAUCAUUUGUAGAAAGAUGCCAAAUUUCCAUCAUUUGUAGAAAGAUGCCAAAUUUCCAUCAUUUGUAGAAUGAUACCAAAUUCUCAUCAUUUGUAGAAUGAUGCCAAAUUCUCAUCAUUUGUAGAAUGAUGCUAAAUUCUCAUCAUUUGUAGGAUGAUGCCAAAUUCUCAUCAUUUGUAGAAUGAUGCCAAAUUCUCAUCAUUUGUAGAAUAAUGCUGAAUUCUCAUCAUCUGUAGAAUGAUGCCAAAUUUUCAUCAUUUGUAGAAUGAUGCCAAAUUCUCUGCCGGGAGAGAGAGAAACCCUCUCCUCCAAACAGCCCAGAGCCUUUGCCAAAACGUCCCAAAUUCCCUCUUGAAACAUUCUCUGCUGCUUCCUGGGUGACCUUUUCCACGGGUGUGUUUGAAAUUCAGGGAGCAGUGGAUCCGUUUUCUGUCCUCGGAGCAAACCUCUGCCUCGUUUUCCUGCCUUGUACCAUUUUCCCCUUGGAUUUUUGUUCGCCUCGCUGGGUCAGUCCCAAGCACUCAGCAUUUUUCUCCUCAUCCUUUGAGGGUUGCAUCCCCAGAGUUACUUGUAUUUAUGUCUGUAAAUAGAUUUCCAAAGCUUCCUAGCCGAAAUAUUUAGUGCUUGUAAUUACUCUGCAUUUUUCUCAAUUUUUUUCCUGUGUUUUUAAUGAACUUACCUUUGUGUUUGCUGAAAUACUGUAGUGAGACUUAUUUCUUUUCCCAAUUAGUUAUUUUUAAGCUUCAAGAGGAACUACAUUUUAUUCACUUUUGUAAACAGUUAUAGCAUGGUCUCUAUCCAACAUCCUUCACUUUUUUGUGGUAAGGGAGAACCAAAAAAAAAAUAAAAUCUGUGGGUUAUUUGUGGUAUUUUGGGUUGGACAAUUCCAGCUCUUUUUAAAACCAAAAUUUCAGUGCAGGGUGGUGAGGCUGAGGGGGGACACAGCCCCCUCAGAGUGGCACCAAAGGGAAUUUGUUCAGCAUUUUCUGGCUCUGUUUACAAAACAUUUUCCCUUUCACGCUGAACUUUUCCUGAAGGGGAAACCAUCAGGUUGGGGAUUUUUUUUUUGGGGGGGGGGGGUUGAUUUCCAGGGAUUUUUCUUCCUGGGAGGGAGGGAGGGCAGGGGGUGGCUGCUGAUUUUUGGAACCAGAUAGGAAAAGAGAAUAGAGUAGAUUUUAUUUCCCCUCACUCCAGGAAUCUCUAGAUGCCACCCCAGGGUAAAUUCCUGCUGCCCACAGGGAUGGCUGUGUCCAGCACCACGGGAGAAUUCAUUACAACUACCAGAGCAGCUGGACUGCUGCAGUAGUUCUAAUGAACACUUUUCUUCCUUUUUUUUUCUUUCUUUCUUUGUACCACAGUUUCCUCUGUAAAUUCAAUAUCAUAAUUAGUGUGGAUGACAAAUAAAAAUGUUUGACAAGUA
Messenger RNA from Prinia subflava (tawny-flanked prinia), 8979 nucleotides. It is a transcript of the gene RUNX1, whose product is annotated as RUNX family transcription factor 1. The coding region runs from base 1812 to 3191 and encodes 459 amino acids. Lineage: Eukaryota; Metazoa; Chordata; Aves; Passeriformes; Cisticolidae. Gene Ontology annotation, biological process: regulation of transcription by RNA polymerase II; ossification; chondrocyte differentiation. The record is from RefSeq and is a predicted model, not a curated record. Gene Ontology annotation, cellular component: nucleus. Gene Ontology annotation, molecular function: DNA-binding transcription factor activity, RNA polymerase II-specific; ATP binding; RNA polymerase II cis-regulatory region sequence-specific DNA binding. The transcript is spliced from 6 exons.